Messenger RNA from Spodoptera exigua (beet armyworm), 596 nucleotides. Lineage: Eukaryota; Metazoa; Arthropoda; Insecta; Lepidoptera; Noctuidae. The record is from the annotation of a GenBank genome assembly.
AGAAACUGUGAUGUUAUUUGUUUUCAAAAGGGGAAAUAAGUGAGAAUCUAAGUGAUGCAGCAGAGAUGAAACUUGAAGCAUGUCUAAUCCUAAUGCUGAACGCGAUGGCGUUGAGCAUGCGUCGCGGUCCACAUCACCCGCAUGGCCAGACCCCGGUUGAUCACAAGCACCAUCAUUACAAGCCACGAGGCUCUGAGUCACUCACGGGAGACGUGCAGCUAUUGCAUGAUACCAAGCAUAUUGAAGAAGAUGCUCAGGUACUGACAGCGGAAGCGCUAUCAAAUAUGACACCAGAAGAAUUAGAGUUUCAUUACUUCUCAGCUCACGAUUUUGAUAAAAAUUCCAUGUUGGAUGGAUUGGAACUGCUGAAGGCCGUUUAUCAUACUAUAGAGCAUGAAGCGCCAGAUCCAGAUGCAGAUUCAUCUAUUGAACCGGAGGCUAAUGAUCUUGAUGCCUAUAUUGCUUUAGUAGAUCGAACAUUGGAAUCAGAUGAUAAAGAUGGAGAUGGUUAUGUAUCCUACGCUGAAUAUAGAGCAGCCAGAGCCAAUAAUCCAUCAGAAAGAACCCCUAGAGUUCUUGCAGCCAAUACCCCUUAA